AUGGAUUCACUGAAGAGGAAACCUCUGGGAAGCCCGUCUCCGGACGCUCCGGCGGGAAAGUCGGCUAGGGGUGAGGUGCAGAACAUCGUCGAUGGACCAGUGGCCUGUCUCCACGACGUCUCCUACCCUGAAGGCUUCGUUCAUCCUCCUCGCCGUGCCCCCGCUCCCGAGAGCGGGGAGAAGUUGAAGCCGGCGAAGGAGUUCAGUUUUCAGCUCGAUCCGUUCCAGGCCGAGGCCGUAAAGUGCCUCAACAAUGGGGAAUCGGUCAUGGUAAUGUUGCGAAGGCGUAGUGCUCGCUGAAUGAUCCUAGCUAAUGCUGCGGCUUCUGUAUUCGUCGUCGGGUUGAUAAGCCUUUUUUUGUUUAGGUGUCUGCGCAUACAUCUGCGGGGAAGACUGUGGUGGCGUUGUAUGCCAUUGCUAUGUCCCUUCGGGACAACCAACGAGUCAUAUAUACUUCCCCAAUUAAGGCUCUCAGUAACCAAAAAUAUAGGGAAUUCAAGGAGGAAUUCUCUGAUGUUGGGCUAAUGACAGGGGAUGUGACUAUUGAACCCAGUGCUUCUUGCUUGGUGCGAGUUUGACAACUUGCUAUUUUAAUCUUUUUCUUUUUCUUUCAUUCCCCCGCCACCCCAAACGUAUUCAGUUGGGUGAGAUGUGUAAUUGCUAAUGGAACUGUGUAUUUCAGGUCAUGACGACAGAGAUUUUGAGGAGUAUGCAAUACAAGGGUUCUGAGGUUAUGAGGGAAGUGGCUUGGAUUAUCUUCGACGAGGUGCACUACAUGCGGGACAGGGAAAGGGGUGUUGUUUGGGAGGAGAGUAUUGUCAUGGCUCCAAGAAACUCACGUUUUGUAUUUCUUUCAGCAACGGUACCCAAUGCUAAGGAAUUUGCUGAUUGGGUUGCAAAGGUCAUCCAUGUCCCAGCUUGACACAUUUUUGUUACAUUGCUUAAAUUUCCUGUAAAUAUCAUGCUCUCUUUUCUGAGUUCAGAUGUAUUUUUGGACUCCAAACGUUCUAUGAAUCUAUCAAUAGCUUAAGUGAAGUGAAACUCGUGGCUAAUAUGUACGUAGCAUGUUUUAUAGGUUCAUCGACAGCCUUGUCAUAUUGUCUAUACUGAUUAUCGACCCACACCUCUUCAACAUUACAUUUUCCCAUCUGGAGGCGACGGUCUGUACAUGGUGGUGGAUGAAAAGGGGAAGUUUAGAGAGGAAAGUUUUCAAAAAGCUUUGAAUGCACUAGUACCAGCCAGAGAGGGGAACAAGAAAAGAGAAAAUGAGAAAUGGCAAAAGGGGUUGGUAGCAGGUAGAUCAAGCGAGCAAAGUGACAUCUUCAAGAUAGUGAAAAUGAUAAUCCAACGUCAGUAUGAUCCUGUGAUACUUUUCAGCUUUAGCAAAAGAGAGUGUGAAUUCCUUGCAAUGCAGGUGAGUUUUGAUUUCGAUUCACAUAAAUUCUCGUGAUGUUUUAAUAUGAGAUUUGAAAUAUUUCUUCGUCAAAAAAUCUUAGCGAUAUUGCUAUGGCAUACAUUGGUGCCUACAUACCCUGGAAGUUGACAAGCUUUUUUUUUUUCAUACUUUAUGCUACUUUCUUUGCCCCAGGUUUUCGGGACAGAGUUAAAUGGUUUCUGUUUGAGCAAUAUUGUCGGAGCUACUCUACAAUCUCGUGCAAUAUGAUGUUUUAUAUUUUUUUUGAAACACACGACUCCCUAUGUAUAGAAUGGUUAAAAAUAUAAUGUUGUUUGGUCGUUCCUGUCAUCCUCAUGCGUUUGUAAACGUUCGGCUAUUAUCUUACUUGGUUAAAUGACUGCACGAAUCAGUCUGAAUAGAUGCCUCUAAGUGAACAAUUGUUGGUUGACCAUUUAAAAUAAAGUUUAUCUUCGUGACCGCUGGUACAGAUGAUGAUGUAGCUGUCAUAAAACGGAGAGUUGGGAGAAUUAUGAGACAGUACUUACUAUAUUCGAAGUCAUUUACUCUAAUCUUGUAGAUGGCAAAAAUGGACUUAGCUGACGACGAUGAGAAGGCGAAUAUUGAAACUAUCUUCUGGAGUGCAAUGGAUAUUCUUUCAGACGACGACAAGAAGCUUCCUCAGGUAAGGUCUUAUUCCUCUUUUUGUUUUGGAAAUCGUGUAAAUAGUGAUCCAUAUAUUCUAUGGCUAUCAACUUUUCUGUCUUUGUUAUUUAUAUAACUUCCCUGUCAAUUACCGCACCCUGUGAUGUGACAAAAUUAAAUGAUGACGAGAGCUGCAUGGAAAUUUAUGGCAGAUGUGUUUGGCCUUAAUUGCUAUUUUUAAAAUGUUGCCUUUUAUGAUAUGCGAAUUUAUCCUGUGUGAUGAUGAGCUGUAAUUACUCAAAAUGUUCUCUCGUUUGACUGGUUCAAUGUCUCCAUUUUGGACAGCUGUGUCUAACGGAUGUCUACAUGGGAAUCAAUUCAGAAUUUUUUAAUGCUUGUAUUAUUAAUCUCAGGUCUCUAAUAUGUUACCUCUGUUGAAACGUGGGAUUGGUGUGCACCAUUCUGGUCUGCUUCCAAUUUUGAAAGAGGUGAUUGAAAUACUAUUUCAAGAAGGCUUGAUAAAGGUUGGUAUUAAUUCUUUCUAUCAUCUUAGUUGGAACCAGUCUCUUUUGUAUAUGGUACCGUGGAUUUUUGUUUUCCUUUGGACAAGAAUGGCGAAAAGAGUUUCUAAAAUGAUGCUUGAGACCUACAAAAUAUUUUACUACACUGAGAAGUAGCACUUUACCCAAAAAGUUAGCAUCGUCCAUACAUGAUUCUAUGUCAAAUGUUCAUUCAACGUUUUCAUUAGCAUUGCUACAUUUAAAGAAAGGUUCAGUGAAAAAUCUCUGUUACAGUGUUUAUUCGCCACAGAAACCUUCAGCAUUGGCCUCAAUAUGCCAGCAAAGACUGUCGUGUUUACGAAUGUACGAAAAUUUGAUGGCGAUAAAUUCAGAUGGAUAUCAAGUGGAGAAUAUAUACAAAUGAGUGGUCGUGCUGGCCGUCGAGGUAUUGAUGAGCGUGGAAUUUGCAUUCUCAUGAUUGAUGAGAAAAUGGAGCCAUCUACUGCUAAGUUGAUGGUAAAAGGAAGCCCUGAUUGUUUAAACAGGUAUUUAUGCCUGUUGCUGAUAAAAAUGUGGAACUUAUUUGCUAAUGUAUUGCACUGUGUUUAUUGUCAUUCCUUGAGUUGUUUCUUCAUUUGAAGAUCGUAAUCCGGCAUAGUCGUCCUGUGAACAUUUUCUUCAUAAAUACUUCACACUAUUUUUUGAGGAAUGAUUUGUUGACCGAGAGAAUAAAGUAAUCCCAGAUUUUAUGUUAUCCUGUGAGAGCAUACACAGGGGUUGCAAUGAAUCAUUUGAAUAAUUCAUGCAUUCGAGAUUUUAGGUUAAUAAUGUCGCUUACCGUUGAUCCUACUGAACUAUUUGCCUUGUAAUUUUUAACUUAUGUGGAAAUUGCAUGGCUUCCUUAUAUCUUUGUCAAGCUUUUUGAAAACUCUCUCUAGACGAUAUUAAUCUUUUACAGGUUAUCAAAACUUUGGCUAUUUUUGCCAUUCUUAGGAGAAGUCUGAUAUUUUCUGCAUUGUUUACAUGAGAGCUGCCACUUAAAAUAGACUUCCUCGGCCACUAUUCAAUUUAUGAGUGCUAAGUUUUGUGGGUUAAAAACAUGCAUAUACGUGCAGUGCCUUCCAUCUGAGCUACAACAUGCUGUUAAAUCAAAUGCGCUGCGAAGAUGGGGAUCCAGAGAAUCUUCUAAGGCAUUCGUUUUUUCAAUUUCAGGCUGAUCGCGCUCUUCCUGAUCUUGAGGUUCGUUGAGAUACACUGAAGUUCCGUGUCCUCUGGCAGUCUUGUGUUGCUUGUAACAUUCCCUUUAUUUUUCUUUGCAGAAGCAAACAAGACAGCUGAAAGAAGAACGAGAUUCGAUUGUGAUUGAAGAGGAGGAUAAUCUGAAGGACUACUACGAUGUUCUACAGCAGUAUAAAAGCUUGAAGAACGAUGUUCGCAGCAUUGUGAUCACCCCCAAGUAUUGUCUGCGUUUCUUACAGCCUGGCAGGCUAGUGUGCAUCCAGUGCAUAGAAGACGAGACAGCCCCUAUACUGUCCAUUGAAGAGCAGGUUUCGUGGGGUGUGAUCGUCAAUUUUGAAAGGGUGAAAGGCCUUUCUGAAGGUAAAAAGGGCCUUACACUGAUACAUGACGCGCCAAAUAACUGAUGAUAUUGUUAUUGGAUUGUUUGCCAAAUAACUAUUUCAAUAUUCUGCUUUAUUGGAGGCCUGUCUCUCUUCAUUGAAACUGUUUAUGUUCAUCCAGGCGGAAAACCCGAGGAUGCCGACUAUGUUGUACAUGUUCUAGCUAGAUGUGCGGUGACCAAGGACAUAGGAACGAAAAAGUCCAUGAAGAUUGUUCCUUUGAAUGAGAAUGGGGAGCCUAUCGUCGUUUCAUUACCUCUAUCACGGGUAAACUCCCCACAUCAGUCUCCCGUUCUAGUUUUCCACUUACAGAAUUCUGCUCAAUUAGAAUAUUUCUGUAAUCAUACCUUCGAACGAUGGAACCCUGCCCCUAUGCUUAUUUUUUAUAUCGUUAGAUGCGUUAAAUGUUCAUGUGGCUUGUUUUUCGUGCCUUUAAACCAGAUAAAUAGCUUGAGCAGUAUCUGCGUACACAUGCCGAAGGACCUUCUACCGCUGGAAUCGCGGGAAAAUACUCUGAAAAAGGUUUCAGAAGCAUACCUAAGAUUCCACAAAGAUGGGAUGCACCUUCUUGAUCCUGAAGACGACAUGGGGGUGAGCACCUGAUCCUUGCCGUGGUUUUUUUUUUUUUUUUUUUCUGAACUUGUCGUCUUUAAUUCUUGAUAUGAUCCUUGUACUAGAAGCUAAUUCAUCUUCCCUUCAUUACCCAACCAUUUUGUUGGCACAUCCAGGUUCAGUCUAAGUCGUAUAAAAAGGUUGUGAGGAGGAUAGAGGCUCUUGAAAGCUUGUUUGAAAGACAUGAGCUACGAAAGUCGCCCUUGAUUCGAGAGAAGCUCAGACUUUUGCAUUCCAAGCAGGAAUUGACCGCCAAGAUCAGGUCAAUUAAGAAGACGAUGCGCACAUCGACUGCCUUAGCCUUCAAAGACGAACUCAAGGCUCGGAAGCGGGUCCUGCGUCGGUUGGGGUAAUUCUUCUUGACCCUCAUUUAAUCCGAAAUGCAUGCUUUUCCCAUUGGGUGGCAUAAUCUGCACCCCGUGGACUCUGGAGCAUUCUUCUCUGAAUAGCUUAUGGCCCAACCGUCUCGUUGUUCAUAUCUCUAACCCCUUGUUACUACUGCCCCUGGAAUGGAAGUUCCUACUGAAUAUCCUCCAAGCUUUCACUGCGUUUGGAACAUUCUCUAUACAGCUUUGAGCCCAGCUACGCGUGGCUCUCAUCUGCAGGUAUACGACUGCGGAGGAUGUUGUGGAGUUGAAGGGGAAGGUCGCCUGUGAAAUCAGCAGCGCGGAUGAACUAACAUUGACGGAGCUCAUGUUCGGUGGAGUCUUCAAGGACAUCACCGCAGAGGAGAUCGCCGCCGUUUUAUCGUGUUUUGUGUGGCAGGAGAAGCUGAAUGACUCUCAGAAGCCCAGAGAAGAGCUGGACCUACUCUUCUCGCAGCUGCAAGAGACGGCCAGGAAGAUUGCCAAGGUCCAGCUCGAAUGCAAGGUACUUCACAUUUACUCUGCCUAUUCAACACAAGAGAAGAAGUGCCGUAGGGUUUGUAAAUCGCCCUUCUGAAUCUUCUGAUCACUUCUCUUUCGAUGGGUUCACAAAUCCAUGAUUUUUAUCCUUUCUUAGCAACUUUUCUUCGUACCCACCCAACCUCUGCCAUUUCAAGAAAAAAAAACAAAAACCUCUUGGUAGUGAAAACCCCUCUGCCUAGAUCGACGUGGGCAGCUUUGUGAGAUCAUUCCACCCUAAUAUCAUUGUAUUAUGCAGACUUUUUUUUUCUUCUUUUUUUCUUUUUUUGUUGCUAUUUUAAGUGGGGAGUGGGGAGAAAGAAAUAUGUUGCUAGUGAAUGAUUCAAGAUAUGAUGAAAACGUCUCUUCUUUCCAUGAAAUCGGCAGGUCCAGAUCGACGUGGAGGGCUUUGUGAAAUCAUUCCGCCCAGAUAUCAUGGAGGCCGUCUAUGCGUGGGCCAGGGGCUCCAAGUUCUACGAGAUCAUGGAGAUCACAGAGGUCUUCGAGGGCAGCCUGAUCAGGGCCAUCAGGAGACUGGAGGAGGUGCUCCAGCAGCUCAUCACGGCCUCCAAAUCCAUCGGAGAAACGGACCUCGAGGCGAAGUUCGAAGAGGCCGUGGUCAAGAUCAAGAGGGACAUCGUCUUCGCCGCAUCUCUCUACCUGUAG
Molecule: messenger RNA, 6319 nt
Organism: Spirodela intermedia
Lineage: Eukaryota; Viridiplantae; Streptophyta; Magnoliopsida; Alismatales; Araceae
Source: the annotation of a GenBank genome assembly